AUGAAUUAAAAUUAUUCAAUUGUUAUGGAAUUAACAAAACAAUAAGAAUUAACAUUAGCAAUUGAAAUAGCAGCAAUUUGUGUGCCUUCUGUCUUUAUAUUAGUUUUCACUCUUUAUUGUUAUUUAAAGUUUUAGCACUUAAAUAAUGCUUAGUUUAAGUUAGUAACGAGAAUAUUAUUUUCAGAUUUAAUAUAUGAAUCAAUAAUGAGCGUAAUAAGUUUGGCAUACAUUAUAACUUAAAAUAGUAGUAGUAGAGAAAGUUACUUGAGAGAUUCACAUCCAACUUUUUGCUAUAUAGAAGCUUAUUUAUCAAAUUUUUCAAUUUUAUCUAGUACUGCCUGGACAUCAAUAAUUUGUCAUACUUUAUAUAUGCAAGUGUAUAGAAAUAUAUCAAAGAUGUAUUAUUAUCAAUAUAUUUUUGUUGGUUACGUGAUUCCAACCAUAAUUAGUUUCAUGUAAAUAAUAAACAAUAUUAGUUUAUAGACCAUUUUAUAUAGAUGGAUAUGGAGUGACAUAUCCAAUGUAAUCUACAAACUGUUUCUAUAAUAUGAGAUUGGAUAAGAGGGCUUAUGAUUUAUACAUAACCUUGUGUUACUAUUUACCAAUUUGGAUAGCAUUUUUAUAUAAUUUAACAAUAAUAAGUUUAGUUGUAAGGAGAAUAUUAAAGCAUAUAACAGAUUUUACAAAUAAAACAUAAGUAUUUGCAUUAUUUGUGUAUCCAACAAUAUUGUUUAUAUGUUGGGUGAUUGUAAUCUUACCAUUCUUAUCCUGUAGCCUGGCUUAGUUUAACAAUUUAAUCCAUAAUCAAUAAUAUGGUAAUACUUAUCGUAGUUCUUUUGUAACAUACUUGGACUGUUGGAUGCUUUGUGUUAUUGUUUCACUGAGAUAUUCACUAAGAUUAGAUUAAAUGGAUGUAAAUUAGAAUAUUAAGAAGAUUAAUGUGAAAGUAAUUUUGAGACUCAAAAUAGUCAACAAUUAACUUAAGUAGUUGAUUCAUAAUAAUUGUGAAUACUAUUUUUAAAAUAAUAUUAAUUAAUUAAGCGUCAUUAUAUUUUUUAGUGCGUUUGCAAUUUAAUAUUAUAAAAUGAAGAACAAAAAUAUAGUAUUAUAAUAUAAUUGAAAUGUCAUCAACAUAAGAGAUGGUAAAAUGUUCAUUCAAUCCGGAUGACAUGGGAUAACUAUUGUAUAAAGAGAAUUAUCAUAAGUAUAUAUUAAUUAAAGAGAGAUUAGAUGGAUAAAAGUAUAAGAAUUGAUUGCAAAGGAUCCAAUAUUGUAAAAUAAUGUUGGAGAUUAUGGUUAGAGUAGAGAUAAAUUAUAUGAGAUCUAUUGCAAGAAAGCUUAUAAAUUACAUAAGUUAUUAAAUUAUAGUGAUGAAAUGAUUCCUGGUAUGGUGAACAGUCAAUUUCCAGAAACAGUAGUGACUGUGUUGCAUUAAACAAUGUUUAUUCCAACUAUAAAGUAUUUGGGAACUGAAAAAUAAAUUGAGAAAUGGCUGCCUCCAUCGUUAAAUUAUGAAAUAGUAGGGUGUUAUGCUUAGACUGAAUUAGGACAUGGAUCAGACGUAUAAAGUUUAGAAACUACUGCUGUCUAUGAUAAAAAUACAGAAGAGUUUAUUUUAAAUUCUCCAACAAUAUCAUCAACAAAAUGGUGGAUUGGAGAUUUAGGAUUAACAGCAACCCAUGCAGUAACACAUGCUUAAUUAUUUAUUAAUGGAAAACAUUAUGGAGUACAAACUUUUAUUGUUUAAGUAAGAGAUACACAUACUCAUUUACCAUUAAAAGGAAUUGAAGUAGGAGAUGUUGGACCUAAAUAUGGUUAUAAUACUAAAGAUAAUGGAUAUUUAAGAAUGAAUAAUGUUAGAAUUCCUAGAGAAUAAAUGCUUAUGAGAUAUUCUAAAGUAAGUAAAGCAGGAGAAUUUAUCAAAGCUUAAAAUGAGAAAAUUGGAUAUGCUACUAUGAUGUAAGUUAGAACUUCAAUCAUAUUUAAUACUUAUGUCUCAUUAGCAUAAGGUUUAGCUAUUGGAGUUAGAUAUUCUCAUUUUAGAAGAUAAUUUAAAGAUAAUAAUGCUAUUGAAAGGCCUAUUAUUGAUUAUUAAACUUAAUAAGAUAAAUUAAUUCCUUUAGUUGCUGAUUGCUAUGCUUAAGGUUUUGGAUGUUAAAGAAUUAAAGAGAUUUUAACAGAAAAUCUUAAAAGAAUUAAUGAAAAAAAUGAUUUUUCUCUUAUGGGAGAUUUACAUGCAUUAUUAUGUUGUUGUAAGGCUGUUUAUACAUGGAAUACACACUUUGGUUUAGAUAAAAUUAGAUAAUCUUUGGGAGGACACGGAUUCUUAUAAUCAUCAGGUGUUUGUACUAUUUAAACAGAAUUUUCACCAAGUUGUACCUAUGAAGGAGAAAAUACAGUCUUAUUGUUAUAAACUGGAAGAUAUCUCUUAAAAGCUUGUAAUAAAGCAUAAAAAAAUUAACCUAUUAAUGAAAAUGUUGAGUACCUUCAUAAUUUACAAUCAACUCUAUCAUAGAAAGCUACUUUCACACGAUAAGAAUAGCUCCUAUGUCCUGAAAUUAUUAGAAAAUUAAUGAGAUUACAUGCAGCUUUCUAUGUUAAUAAGGUGAUGCUCAAAAUGAUGGAAAAAGGUAUUAAUAUAAUAUAUCAUAAUUAGCUGGUGAAUUUGGCCCUAAAGAAGCAUGGAAUAAACAUGUAGGUGUUUCAAUAACAGAAGCUUCUAUUGCUCACACUUAUUAUUGGACAUUUAAAACCUUUUUAGAUACAUUAAUUAAGUAAUUAUUCUUUAAAAUUAAUUAUAGAGUCUAAGAUGAAAAUAUUAGAUCUGUUUUAUCUAAUUUAUGUUGUUUAUAUGGAUUAUAAAGAAUUAUUGAUUGGCCUAUUGGAUAUUUUGAGGGUGGAUUUUUAACUGGAGAAUAAUUAGAAAUAAUUUUAAAUGCAAAAGAACACAUUUUCACAUUGAUAAAACCUGAUUUACUUGGAUUAGUUGAAGUAAAUUUAAUAAUUAACAUUUAGGCUUUUAAAUUCAAUGACAAUGCAUUAAGAUCAGAUUUAGUUGAUCCAAAACCUUAUGAAAAAUUAUUGUAAAGUGCUAAGUUGAGUUCCGUAAAUAAUGAAGAAUACUAAAAAAAAUUAAGAUCAUUGACAAAAUAACUUAGAGAGAUUCCAAAGCUCUGA
Molecule: messenger RNA, 3177 nt
Organism: Paramecium sonneborni
Lineage: Eukaryota; Ciliophora; Oligohymenophorea; Peniculida; Parameciidae
Source: the annotation of a GenBank genome assembly